UCAGGAGCGCCACAGCACGAGAAAAAAAGAGAGAGGCAGUCUGAGGGAGUUCUUGUCAGUAGCGCUCGCUCGCUUCCUCGCGCCGCCGGGGAAUCGAGAAAACGCCAGAGAAAAAGAGGCAGGACUCUGCCUCGUUCCUUCAGAGCGCGAGCGAGGGGCUUUUCUGGGCCUCUCUCUCUAGGCGUUCAGUUCUCUCUAGGCGUCUCUCCGGCGCAGAAGCCCAAGCCGAGACGGUGGCCGCCUCGCGCGCCUUUCUCGGCGCGUUUAUGAGGAGAAGCAGCCGCGGGGAUAAGCUAUAAAGUUUUUGGUGCGCGCGCAGGCGCGCCACCGAGAGCGAAGGAGUGAGCCAGCCGGCGCUGAGGCGAACUUGGCCGAGCGCUUUUUUAAAAGGGGGGGAGUGUGUGUGUGUGAGAGAGAAGAGGCCAAGUCAACCGACAGAGAGAGGGGAGCCUCCAUUCUCUUUCUCCCUCAGCGGCGGGGCGCUAUAAAUUGAGGCGGCGGUGGCGAGGCCCAGUUCAGGGCAGCUUUUACCUCAGGAGGGCGAGCAGCUCCGGGAAGCGAGCGAGCGAGCGAGCAACCGACCUGACCGCCCGCUGUUCUCUCUCUCUCUCUUUCUCUUUUCUUCUUCUUCUCCUCCUCCCCCCUUCUCCUUCCUCCGGCAUGAUAUCAGCCAUCUCCAGCCCUUGGCUCACGCAGCUGUCCCAUUUUUGCGACGUCGCCGCUUUCACGGCCAACAGCCUGAGCAGCCUCAACGCGUCGGCGGCGGCGGCGGCCGGCUACCACCACCUCUCGCCGUCGCCGGGGGACCCGUACGGACAGCAUGAGGCGCCGCACUACGAGCCGUGCUCGGCGCAGCAGCAGCAGCAGCAACACCCGCCGCCGCAGCCGCCACCGGCGACAGCACCACCACGCCAGCCAGCAGCAGCAGCAACAGCAGCCGCAGCAGCUCGGCUACGCGGCGGAGGGGGAUCGGCGCCGGCCUCGGCCAAGGCUCCCGUCAAAAAGAACCCCAAAGUGGCCAACGUCAACGUGCAGCUGGAGAUGAAGGCGCUCUGGGACGAGUUCAAUCAGCUGGGUACCGAGAUGAUCGUCACCAAGGCCGGCAGGAGGAUGUUCCCCACCUUCCAGGUGAAGAUUUUUGGGAUGGACCCUAUGGCAGACUACAUGCUCUUGAUGGACUUCGUACCGGUGGAUGACAAGCGAUACCGAUAUGCAUUUCACAGUUCCUCCUGGCUGGUGGCUGGCAAGGCAGACCCUGCAACUCCAGGGAGAGUCCAUUAUCACCCAGAUUCCCCGGCUAGGGGAGCCCAGUGGAUGAAACAGAUUGUCUCCUUUGAUAAACUCAAGCUCACUAACAAUUUAUUGGAUGACAAUGGACAUAUCAUUUUGAACUCCAUGCACAGAUACCAGCCCCGCUUCCACGUGGUCUACGUGGAUCCUAGGAAAGACAGCGAGAAAUACGCGGAAGAGAACUAUAAGACCUUUGUCUUCGAGGAGACCCGCUUCACUGCAGUGACCGCCUACCAGAACCAUCGGAUAACCCAGCUAAAGAUUGCCAGCAACCCUUUUGCAAAAGGAUUCCGGGACUGUGAUCCAGAAGACUGGCCCAGGAAUCACCGGCCUGGAGCCCUUCCUCUCAUGAGUGCUUUUGCCAGGUCUAGAAAUCCAGUAUCUUCCCCUGUGCAUCAGAAUGGGACCGAGAAAGACGUGGCGGAGAGUCGUCGGGAAUACGAGAGGGACGCAGCCGGUGGGACGCCACUCCACGCAGAUCCUGCUCACCAGCAACUCAUGUCCCGAGUGUUGAGCCCAGCACUCCCUGUGCCCGGUGGAGGGGGUCUGGUCCCCCUCACCAGCCCAGCAGGAAGCCGGCCCAGCCCCCCACACCACGAACUGCGGCUGGAACCAUCCGCUUCGGAGCCCCUCCACCACCACCCCUACAAGCACCCGGUCUCUGCCUACGACCAUUACCUGGGGGCGAAGAGCAGGCCAGCCCCCUACCCUUUGCCCGGCAUCCGGGGACACAGUUACCACCACCACCACCACCACAUGAAUUCGGCAGCUGCCGCUGCAGCAGCUGCCGCUGCAGCCAACAUGUAUUCCACUGCGGGAGCUCCCACCAGCUAUGACUAUGGACCAAGAUAACCUUCGAGACGCAAGGUCCUCUAGCUAUAUGACUGGCUAUCUGCAUGGGUUUGAACGGCUCAGUAGCGUACGUUUUCAGAGAGCACUAUCUUGUCGAAAGAACUCGCCCCAUCCCCUUGUCUCACCUCCACGCAAAAACCCUGUUUCCAUGAGGGGGUCCUUUGUCUCUUGCACACGCUUUCUACUCCUUGCACCGUUGGAAUCGUCCUUCGUGACUUGGUUUCCUUCCUCGUCCCGGAGGAGGAAAUGAUCGGCCUGCUUGACUUGGCAUGUGUGAUGGAUGGAUGGAUGGAGGUUGGGACUUUACUCGGAGCAUUUUGCAUCGCCUGCCGCCCUGCUUGGAGGGCACCACCAUUCUUGUCUCCUCCCCCGUCCCCCAGUGAUUGGCAGCUGCACUUUCCUCCCCUCCUCCUUUUGCUUUAUAAAUGAAGCCAUAUGUUGUUCUGUUGCCCUCGCUGCCGUCAUCAUAAUAACCUUCUAGUGUUUAUGCAGUUAUUUAUCUGCUCAGACUGCUUGCCGAAUGCUACUUAACAGCACUGCCACGGUGUAGGUAGGUCAGGAGAUCGUGCCGACACGGCAUCAGAACAGCUCGAUUUUUUACUUUUGCCUAAAUUUUAGCUUGCCUACCUUACCAAUCUAAGGUAGGUGACAAGCUUUUUCUGUCAGCUGAUAUAGGUAGAUGCCGGCCUUCCCCAGCCUGGUGCGCUCUAAGUGAUUUGGACUACAACUCCCAUCAGCCUCAGCACGGAUGGGAGAAUUAGUCCAGGACAUCUGGAGGGGCAUUGGCUUGGGGAAGGCAGGUGCAAAUCCAUUAGUCAGUGUAACAGUGGGGAAGGGCCAUGGUUCAGUGCAGAGGGGCCCCAGGUUGCAUCUCAGAUCAGAGGGCAGAUUAUGAGGAAAGCCUCUACCGCCGAGACCCUGGUGAGCUGCUGCCAGUCAGUGUAGAGCAGGCAUGGCCAAACUUGGCCCUCCAGCUGUUUUGGGACUACAAUUCCCAUCAUCCCUGACCACUGGUCCUGUUAGCUAGGGAUGAUGGGAGGUGUAGUCCCAAAACAGCUGGAGGGCCAAGUUUGGCCAUGGCUGGUGUAGACAAUGCUGGGAUAGAUGGGCAAAUAGUCUGUUCUGGUCCAGGUCCUUUCUAAUGCAGGCAGAGUACUAGUGUGCCUGCAUGUCCUACAGGUGAGCUGAGCAUCUGUAGACCUUGGGUGGAAUUCAGUGUCACACUAAGACGAUCGUUCCGUCAGUGCAAUAACUUCUGCUUUUGCUGGAUGGAGCAAUCCCCCCCCUCUCCUCCCCUCGCAUCGUGCUCUGGGGUGUUCUCCCAAUCCUCCAGAGCAGAUCUGAUUGAGGAGAGCGGGCAGGAGAGGAUGGGGAAAGUCCCAUUGCACUAGUGGGACUCAUUGUGCUGGCUACCACUAGUGCAACAAUGUAGCUGAAUCAGGCCCCUUGCGGCUGGCAUGGCAGUGUUCUGGCAUGUGUCUAGUUUCAACACCAAGAGUGGCCUCUAUUUGUCGUCUGUUGCACGGGCCCUGCAUGCUGAAAGGUACCAUUUGUUGGAGACCUGAAGGGGGGGGAGAGCUCUCUUGUGCUCGGAUCCUGCUUGCGAGUUUCUCACGGGCAUCUGGUUGGACACGGUGAGAACAGGAAGCAGGACUGGGUGGGCAUUUGGCUGGCUUCAGCAGGGCUUCUUCUUAUGUGCUUGCAUCUCAACCCUUUCAACCCUAGUCCCAAACCAUACAUAAGCUUGUGUCCAGCUCCAGUCCUAGUGAGAGUAAACGCGCUGAAAUUAUUGGGCAUGGCUAACUUGGGCCCAUUAAUUCCAGUGGGUCUUCUCUGAGUAGGACCAGCAUUGGAUAAAGCUCAGGGAGCCCCUGGAAUGGCACAGCUGAAACCACCAGAACCAGUUCUGUGAUACAUGCAGAGCAUAGCUGCCAAGUUUUCCCUUUUCUCACGAGGAAGCCUAUUCAGCAUAAGGGAAUUUCCCUUAAAAAAAGGGAUAACUUGGCAGCUAUGAUGCAGAGUUUCCAGUGUAUGCAAAGGUGGGUUUCUUCUCUAAGGUCCAUCAGAAUCAUUGCAUACCUACGCAAAAGGUGCUAUGUUGGGAGAGACUUUCAGAACUGCAAGUAUUUUUGAAUUAUGUACACAAUGUUUUGCCAGGCUUAGGGCACCGCUGGCCAACCACUGGUGAUUAUGUACCAAGAUGAUGUGAAAUUGCAGUAGCUACUGGUUCUGAUUUUGUCCAUGUGGGAGUAUCCUUUGAAGUUGCCUGCAGUUAAAGGUUUUGGGCUCAGUGGCAGAGCACCUGUCUUUGCAUAGAAAAGGCCCUCAGCAUCUCCGGGUAAGGCUGGCUAUGUCCUCUGCUUGAAACCUCAGAGAGUCCCUGCCGGUCAGUGUAGACAAUACUGAGCUAGAUGGACCUGAUGACUUUCCACCUUCCUAUUUUGAAGGUCUGAUGCGCAUCAGUUGAAGUUAGGGUGGCCAAAAACAGAGAGGAGAGGUUUGCAUGUGUGAAUGUAUGUGGAUUUAGGAAGAGUUCCUAUCACUUAAAUAGGAACACUAUACCACUUGCCAUAGUGGGAAAAACUGUGGCCAGGUGAUCUGGUUGCCUGCCCCGUCUGUUGCCAAGGUGCUCAUGGUUGACAGGCAAUGUCAAGGCCUCUCCUGUUUUGCUUUCUUGGGGUUAUUUUAUCUUCACACCAAACUUGUCCUCUGUACAAAGGAGGAUGCACAGCCUCCCUUGCAGGAGCUAUGAUAAACCAUUCAACUUCAUCAAACAGAGAAUGAGGCCUCCAAAACGGCAUUUUCCAUAAGCCUGGCUUAGGCAUUUAUAAUAAUAAUAAUAAUAAUAAUAAUAAUAAUAAUAAUAAUAAUAAUAAUAAUAAAUUUAUUCUUUAUACCCCGCCCAUCUGGCCGGGUCCCCCCCGCCACUCUGGGCGGCUUCCAACACACAUUAAAAUACAUUAAGAUAUCACAGAUUAAAAGCUUCCUUAAACAGGGCUGCCUUUAGGUAUUUUCUAAAUGUUAGGUAGUUGUUUAUCUCUCUGACCUCUGAUGGGAGGACAUUCCACAGGGCGGGUGUCACUACCGAGAAGGCCCUCUGCCUGGUUCCCUGUAGCUUUGCUUCUUGCAGUGAGGGAACCGCCAGAAGGCCCUCGGCGCUGGAUCUCAAUGUCCGGGCAGAACGAUGGGGGUGGAGACGCUCCUUCAGGUAUACAGGACCGAGGCCGUUUAGGGCUUUAAAGGUCAGCACCAACACUUUGAAUUGUGCUCGGAAGCGUACUGGGAGCCAAUGUAGAUCUCUCAGGAGCAGUGUUAUGUGGUCGCGGCGGCUGCUCCCAGUCACCAGUCUGGCUGCCGCAUUCUGGAUUAAUUGCAGUUGCUGGGAGGAUCCUUACAAGGGACGGUGCUGACCAGAGGCCGAACAAGGAGCCUAUAUCGUGCUCCCCUGGGCCCAGCACUUUUCAAAGUCUUGGUGCACCUUAUGGACACCGAUUCCUGCCUCCAUCUCUUCCCUCCAACCUUUGGCAGGCCGUCCCGGAGAAGCAAGGAGCCAUGUAAAGGUCCCAGGUUCAAUCUCUGGCAAUCUCCGUUUGAAGAGGGUCAGGUAGAAAGUGAUAGGGAAUAUCUUCUUUUCCUGAGACCAUGGGAAGCUGUCUUGAGUCCGAGGCAAUACUAAUUGUCUAGACCAGGUAUCACCAACCUUUUCCGAUCCAGGACCCACUUGUAACCCAAAUGUGCAGUUGGUGGUAGUGCUCCCAUUGUGACCCACAUGGGAUCAGGCUGGCACCCAAUAGUGGGUCCUCACCGACAAGCUGAAGAUAAGUGGCAUAGAUGGACCUAGCUAGAGAGCUUCCUUUCAAUGGCAGAGAGCAGGUACAUGUGCCGGCCACAUCAUGAAUAAUGUAAGGGUAUUGCGCUCAUGCAAAUGGGUGUAAGCUCAUUUUUGCUGGGGGACAGAGAGAGAGAGAGAGGGAGUUGGGCUAAAUCACACAAAUGCCAACAUCUCCUUUGUUACCAUUUGUGUGUAGUGGUGGUCGGGCUUGUCCUGAGGUUUGGAGCUUAACCCCCUACUGCUUGACACCAGAGGCUAUCGCUGGGUUGUCUAGAUAUUUUAUUUUGACACACUUAUCACAUGAACUGGAGAAAUUACACACAUGCACACGUUUGAUCUUCCUGCAGCAUGUGGGCUAGUUUGGGAGGAACGGCAGCUUAUAAAUGCAAUUCAUUGAACCUUCCCACCCCAUUAAAGGGGUACUCACAUGACUGAAUAGCCCAGGCUAUGCUUCUUUCCCCAAAGGCAAUUUUUAGACAAGGAAGCUGUAGUGAAGACUUCGAGCAGAAUCAAAACAUAACACUUUGGUUCAUGGGCUGCUGUCGGGUCCUCUCCCCCUAUUACAUAGCAGAGAGCAGGGAAAGGAAGUGGCAAUCUCCCUGCCCAGCUGCAACAACAAAGGAGUCUCCGCAGACUUGACCGGAGCUGUGUCUGACCUUAAGAAUGACCAAGAGGGUCCCCCCGGUGGGUUCCGGUACAAACAUGGGAUCAGGCUAAUGGCCAACUAGAUCAGCAUCUUUCUGAGGCCAACCAGAUCCCUCUUGGAAGCCCCAGAGAAGGACCUGGGUGCAACAGGGCACUCCCCACUUCCGAGUCUCGGAAGCUGGUAUUCAGAGCCAUGCUGCUUCUAACAGCAGAAGCAGAUCAUAGCCACCCUGACUAGUAGACCUUGAUGGUACCAGCCUGUUCUGAAGCAGCUGUCCUGUCCAACAAAAAUGAUGGAACCAUUUCUGGGAUCCUAACUGGAGGUCCUUGCACGCUGGCCGUUAUAUUUUAUUUAUUUCUUGUCUCACAUGCUGGCAGGAAGUGUGGUCCAAAACGGCUGGAAGGAACCAGGUUGGGGAUGCUGGUCCACACUGGCUGGCAGCAGCAGCUCUCCAAUUCGGAUUGGGCCCGAGAUGCUCUGCAUGCAAGGCAGAUACUCAACCACUGAAUUAUGUCCCUAACCCCAACAAGAAGCUGCCUUAUAAGGAGCCAUGCCAUUGGUCUAUCUAGCUCAGUAUUGCCUACACUGGCUGGCAGUGGCUCUCCAGGGAUUCAGCCAGGGCUCUGUCCCAGCCCUGCCUGGAGACACCUGGGAUUGAACCUGGGGCUUUCCGCAUCCACAGGAGAUGCUCUCCCAUGGGACAAUGACCCUUGUUCCCUUAUGCUGUCCAACCAUUGGCUCAUCAUGCUUAGUACUGUCUGCCCUGACUGGCAGCUGCUCUCCAGGGAUUUAGAGAGGAACCAUUCCCGGCUCUACCUAGAGAUACUGGGGGUUGAUCCUGUAACCCCUUGCAGGAAGAGUAUGCAUUGUACCACUGUGCCUCUGGCUCAGCUUUGGCACAGUAAUACGAAAUUGCCUUUUUACCGAGUCGGACUAUUGGUCCACAGGGCAAAGUAUUUCCUACACUGACUGGUAGUGGCUCUCCGGAGCAUCAGGCAGAAGUCUCUCUUGGUCCUACCUGGAGAUGCCAGGGGUUGAGCCUGCCCGCCCCGCAUGCCCCACUCCCUCUGCCACUGCGUUACUACCCCUUCCGGAGGAGGAGGAGGAGCAUUCAUUGCAGCACAAACAGAGCCAAGACUUGCAACGCCUUAAAGGCGAAUAAAUGUAUUGCUUCAUUGAGCCGGGGCUGCACUGCUUCCAUUCCACUAUCUCUGACAAAGUGUGCUUUAUUCAGCGGCGGAAUUUUGGCUUUCAGAGUUCAGCAGUGGUCUGUUGUGGCGCCCGGUGCAGUGCAGCCAAACUGGUUGUGGUCACCUAAAUCGGCCUCUGGUUUAGUCCACAAAUGCUUCUGUCCCCAUGCACUUACUCUUCCUUGAAAGAGGAGUCGGACUCCCUGGCCUUCCUAGAAGCUGCUUUGCGUCAAGUCCCCUAGCUCUGAAGAAGUGUGCAUGCACACGAAAGCUCAUACCAAUGACAAACUUAGUUGGCCUCUAAGGUGCUACUGGAAAGAAUUUUUUAAAAAAAUUUGUUUCGAAAACCAGAAUGAGUUUGCUCCUCCUAUUGCCGGCUCUGGCGAUAUUUACUGUUGGCCUCCCUGCCCUCUCCUCUAUCAACCCCAUUGGGCACCAGCCUUUGCUUAUUACUUUCUUAGGCGUACUCUUUAAACUUGAUGUAAGAACAGGGCCGUCUCAAGCAUGUCGGACGCCCUGGAGCAGAGAUCGCUCCGGCGCCCCCGCCCUGGUGGGCGCAGCACAGCGCCCCCCUGCCGGCCCAGCGCCCUGGCACCACCCAGCCUACCCCUAGAGCCGGCCCUGUGUAAGAAGCGGAGGUGGCUCGUCUGACUUAGAUGGGCUUUAAAGGGGGUUGGGAGAUGGGGAAUCAUUGCAGGAAGGUCUGUUCAUGACUCUUGAUAACAUAGGGCACUACUUUAUACCAAGUUGGACUCUUAGUCUACCGGACUCAGUAUUGCCUGCACAGGCUGGCAGCAGCUUUCCAGGGCUUCUCUGCCAGCCCUGCCUGGAGAUGCAGGGAAUGGAAGUUCCUGUAUCCCAGGCUCUACCGUUGAGUUAUGCCUUCCCCAGAAAUGCUUUGCCAGCACAGCUAAAUAGAUCUCCUAUGUUCAGUGGGUGUCUAUCGCUUAGUAUACCAGUGGCUGGGGUGGGGGUGG
This is a messenger RNA of Zootoca vivipara (common lizard), 8787 nucleotides long. NCBI's taxonomy places the organism in Eukaryota, Metazoa, Chordata, Lepidosauria, Squamata, Lacertidae. The record is from RefSeq and is a predicted model, not a curated record.